UCCAUUGAAAAGAACAGAUUGAAGUGGAGCUUAAACUUGAAACAAUAGAUGGACAGCGGUCACAAUGUCUUGCUUAGUUCUUAUGUAGCGUCAUCCAUACCCGUCAAACGAUGUUGUCGUGUUGAUUGCCGCGCCAAAGCACAGCAAGUCCAGGAAAUUCGGGUGUGUACUAACCGCACCUGCCGCAGACAGGGCUCAUUUCAAACCCUAGAAACCCUCUCUGGCCUAGCUCCUCCAAACGUUGCCGUAAAGUCCUGCGGCUGCUUGGGGCGGUGCGGUGGCGGCCCCAACUUGGUGCUCUUGCCUGAUGGCCUCAUCGUCGGCCACUGCGGGACGGCUGCUCGGGCGGCCGAGCUUAUGGUGACUCUCUACGCCGGAGGCUAUGACCCCAAUAGUUGUUUGGAUGCGCUUGCUCUGAGGAAGAGAGCGGAUAUUGAGUUUGCGAACCGAAAUUUCACUGAGGCUGAGCUUCUGCUCUCACAGGCUAUAGAUUUAAAACCAUUUGGUGGCAUGCAUGUCGCAUUUAAAUGCAGGUCAUAUGUAAGACUGGAAUUGGGCAACUACUCUGGUGCCCUCGAAGAUGCUGAAAAGGCUUUGGCAUUAGCUCCCGGCUAUUCUGAGGCUUAUAUCUGCCAGGGUGAUGCCUUUUUGGCAAUGAACAAAUUUGAUUUGGCAGAACAGUCUUAUUCAGCAUCUUUAGAUGUAGAUCCUUCGAUUCGUCAUUCUAAAUCAUUCAAGGCUCGGAUAACAAAACUUCAGGAAAAACUUGCUGCUGCCAAUACACCGGUGAGAUCAGGCUUGUAGAUGAAAGUUCAUUUAAUUCUAUUACAGUGAUGUCAGAAGGAAUAAAUUUUAUAUAUGCUGAGGAAGUGGACAAUUUUAUUGAGCGAUUGAUACGAAGUGGACAAUUUUAUCAAAUUAUUACAGUUGAGGAAGGGUACAAUACUGUUUUAUUAUAUUAUUGAUUUGUUGAAA
Messenger RNA from Cajanus cajan (pigeon pea), 975 nucleotides. Its product is annotated as tetratricopeptide repeat (TPR)-containing protein. The record is from RefSeq and is a predicted model, not a curated record. Lineage: Eukaryota; Viridiplantae; Streptophyta; Magnoliopsida; Fabales; Fabaceae. Gene Ontology annotation, molecular function: protein binding.